AUGGAAACUGCAGUAAAGAAAGGCAACCGCUGGCGGGUUCAUCAAUGCGCAUCUGCGUUAUGGGAGUGCAACUGUGACCCCAUGCCCUACUACGAGGAUGCCGCGUCCAGCGCCGCAGACCUUGGCAUCAGCCUGGACAAGGCCGACUGGCACGGGAGCCCGAGCUACAUGUACCAAGAGCGCACGCUGCAGAAAUACAAGGCCUUCGUAGAGGCCGCGUCCGGGAGAGCCGUGCUCAGAGAUUUAAAGGAGCGCCCGCUGACCCCCGCCGAGAGCCAGCGGGCCUGGGCCACGCUGCGGCUGGACGAAGUGACCGAGGCGUCCGCUAACUCGGAGGCCGCGCGAGCGGAGCGCGAGGCGAGCUGGGGCAAGGAGCGGGUAUUGCCGGGGGCGGAGAAGACACCACGGACGCGGGUGAGGCUGGUCAGCCAGAUGAAGAGGAUGGACGCCACCACCGAAACGUGCAUUUUCACCAGCAGCAUUGCCGAUUCUGAAGACGGCGGGGAUGAUGCCGCCGAGAAGUGGACGCUUGUGCGCGAGCUCACCAUUGGUAUAGUCCAGGAAAAAAGGGAGACGGAAGUCGUCGUCGCGGUUGGAGAGACCAUGCUGGCGACCAUGUCGUACGAAGAGGGCAGCCACCGACUGCUGCGGUGCACUGGCCGUGUCGGUCUUGCCCUGGAGCUCCUCACCGUCGUGGGCGGGAUAUCGCGAGAAAUUUCCUACGACAGCGUCACGUACCUGUGGGUGAAGGAGUUCGAGCAAGUGCGGGAUAUCCUGGCCUGGAGCAUCGGCAUAGCUGCCGUCACGGAGUUCAAAGCCGCCGGUGCCGGUGGGAAGAUUAAGCCCUCGGGCUCUGGUGGAUGGAUGCCGAGAGAGAUGUUCAAGGCUACACUUGCUCUGCUACCGGUCCGAGAAGGCUUUGUGGACUUAAAAGAGGGGGGAAUGCAAGCGGCGGUGAGGCCAGUGUCUUAUAAGCAUGGGCCGCUGCUCUGUCCACUAUGCUGGGACACGGGUGAGCUCAGCCGGCACAGCCAGGCAUGCUUCGUUCAACCCAGGCGCUUGGUUGGCUCUUCGGAUAUGGGCGAGCAGUUUACCGCGGUAUCUCACUUGUGGAGUGAGUUCAAAGGCGAGGACACGGUGACCAACAUGCGCCGCAGCGCGGCCAUCGUCGGAGGUCCCUCAAGUCUAUGGAUUGAUAAGCUGUGCAUAAACCAGAAUGAUACUGACGAGAAGGCUACCGAGUUGUCUCACAUGGGUAGCUACUAUGCUGGGGCUCACACCACUUUGAUUUGUCCGGCACAACAGGUUACUACAGUGCCCUUGGUCGAGCCAAACGAGCGUGAUCGGAUCAUCGGAGUGCUGGGCCUGGCGGCAUUGGCUGAACGGUUCAGACCAGGCGGGCUCUGCGAUCUGGACGAUGCCUACCGCGAGGCGGUGCGCUGUGGCGCCCUUGGUGCUGAGGUGCUGUUGGCCGAUGUAGGCGGGACUUCUCCGAACUCCUGCUGGAUCCCCAAGAAGCGAUCCGAGGCUAGACAUGCGCCUGCGAUGGACACCAACUGCAACUCUCUGCCCCUGAAGGUGGAUGAGAGUGGAAGGCUGGUCUGUGAAGCAUACGAGGUCGGUAUGGACAUGGAUGCAAGGGACAGAUGCAAAGAAUGGGAGCAUCAUCACCAGUUCAACCUGAAGUUCGAUGGAGGAGUGUCAGACGUGUCAAAUAAUAGCGUUGGAUGCUUAGUCAAUUAG
Messenger RNA from Diaporthe citri, 1743 nucleotides. RefSeq lists its product as uncharacterized. Bases 1 to 1743 code for a protein of 580 amino acids. The record is from RefSeq and is a predicted model, not a curated record. Lineage: Eukaryota; Fungi; Ascomycota; Sordariomycetes; Diaporthales; Diaporthaceae. The transcript is spliced from 2 exons.